Hippocampus comes (tiger tail seahorse) is the source of this 1458-nucleotide messenger RNA. It is a transcript of the gene dnajb14, whose product is annotated as DnaJ heat shock protein family (Hsp40) member B14. The record is from RefSeq and is a predicted model, not a curated record. NCBI's taxonomy places the organism in Eukaryota, Metazoa, Chordata, Actinopteri, Syngnathiformes, Syngnathidae. Gene Ontology annotation, biological process: cellular response to misfolded protein. Bases 59 to 1201 code for a protein of 380 amino acids. The transcript has 8 exons. Gene Ontology annotation, molecular function: Hsp70 protein binding. Gene Ontology annotation, cellular component: endoplasmic reticulum membrane.
CGUGGUGUAUCACGUGACCACCCAGGAAAGGACGAGGGAGGAGGGAUGAGGAAAGAAGAUGGAAGGGAACCGAGACGAGGCUGAGAAAUGUAUCAACAUUGCGUCGAAAGCCAUCGAGGCGGGGGACAAGGAGAAGGCGCUUAAGUUCCUCCACAAAGCGGAGAGGCUCUACCCGACAGCGCGAGCCAAAGCCUUGUUGGAAGUGCUAACCAAAAAUGGGAGUUCUACAGCUAAUGGCGCGCAUCGGAGACGGCCAGCACACAAUGCGGAAGAUGGCGGCGCGGAGGCGGCGAGCGAACGUGCCGAAGGUACAGGAGCAGGAUCCUCCAAGGUGUUCACGAAAGAACAGGUGGAAGGUGUCCAAAGAAUAAAGCGCUGUAAAGACUACUACGAAGUGCUCGGUGUCACCAAAGAAGCCAGCGAGGAUGAGCUGAAGAAGGCGUACAGGAAACUGGCCCUCAAGUUUCACCCAGACAAAAACCACGCUCCCGGAGCAACGGAUGCCUUUAAGAAGAUCGGUAAUGCAUACGCAGUGCUAAGCAAUCCGGCUAAACGGCGGCAGUAUGACCUGACGGGAGGCGAAGAGCCAAGUGGGGCGGGCCACGCGCACGGCGGCGGCAACGGCUUUGACUUCCACAGAGGGUUCGAGGCAGACAUCACGCCUGAAGACCUCUUCAACAUGUUCUUUGGAGGAGGCUUCCCCUCCUCAAGCGCGCAGCCGUUCGCCAACGGCAGGACGAGCUACAGCCAUCACGGCAAUUACCGACAGGAGAGAACCGAUGAAAGAGGAGACGGUGGUUUCUCCAUGUUGAUUCAGCUGAUGCCCAUCGUGGUGUUAGUCUUGGUGUCGAUACUGAGCCAGAUGAUGGUUUCUCCACCUCCUUACAGCCUCUACUCUCGACCGUCCACGGGUCAGACGGUGAAGCGGCAGACGGAAAACUUGCACGUGGACUACUACGUCACCAGAGACUUCAAAUCUGAGUACAAGGCAGCAGCACUGCAGCAGAUUGAGAAAAGUGUGGAGGGAGACUAUGUGUCCAAUGUCAGGAAUAACUGCUGGAAGGAGAGACAGACAAAAACAGACCUGCUGUAUGCCGCCAAGGUGUACCGGGACGACCGCAUGCGCAAGAAGGCGGAGCUUAUGACCAUGGAAAACUGCAAAGAGCUGGACAGACUAAAUAACCUCUUUCGAGGCGGAUGACUCGCUUGUUAGAUGUUAUCAUGUAUACCAAUAGAUGUGUCUAUGUUCUUUUUUUUCUUUUUUUUAAGAAGAGCAUUUCCACUAGGAGUAACACAAGAAAAACCCUACUGAAAAUAAAGAGUACUCCAAGUUCACCUCACUCUUCCAUCCAAAACAAAACUCUCGACAUUCCGGAGGAGCGCUCUUCUGCAAGAGGGAUUAAAAAAAAAAAAAAAAAGUAGUGAGCACAUCUACGUCCCUGUCGUGAACACCACCAA